AUGCUUGGAUGCAGGUUGCCGAGAGCGAGCGAAUAUGAUCUAGACUUGCCGGGGAACAGGACAUGGGAAUGGUAUUCUUGCUUCCGGGACAACCUAUAUAAAGAUGUAUGUUCACCCUCAGCUCAACCUUGGAAAUCAGACGAAGACCUCGCGAAGAUCGCUCAGAACAAAUCUCAUAAAGGACUCCGCAGUCAUCUCAUGAUGUUCAUCUCAAGCCUCUUGGCCAUCUCAUUCGUGGGCCUCUCUCUUGCUCAACCCCAACUCCACCCCAACAGCCUCCGUUCAAGAGAGGAUGGACCGGUCGCUGUUUUUGCCGACCCUUCAAGCACCAAAUCAGUGAUGCCAACCUAUACACCACCACCUCCUCCGCCCAAGACUCGAAGGCUGGGCCACGCCAUCGUGAACAACAACUGCGACUUCCCAGUCUAUCUGUGGUCCGUCGGCACGAAUGUACAGCCUGUCCAAACUCUGAACCCCGACGACUCAUACGAUGAGAUCUUCCGCGAAGACCCUAACACGGGCGGGAUUGCGAUCAAGAUCAGCACGGACGUUGAUGGACUGUACACAAGCGCGCCACAGAUGGUCUUCGCCUAUAACCUCUCUUAUUUCAAGAGACGUGGCGACAAUGGCGAGAAAGUCUGGUACGACCUUUCUGAUGUUUUUGGUGAUCCGUUUCAGGGAUAUCCUAUUAGUCUUACGCCGGCUGAGCCUGCCAUUCAUUGGCAGACCGGUGUACCACCUUCUGGUAGUCAGGUUCGAGUCAUUGCUUCGUGGACCAAUCUGACGUUGUCACUUUGUUAA
Penicillium olsonii is the source of this 801-nucleotide messenger RNA. The record is from the annotation of a GenBank genome assembly. NCBI's taxonomy places the organism in Eukaryota, Fungi, Ascomycota, Eurotiomycetes, Eurotiales, Aspergillaceae.